CCCCAAACCUUUCCUGACGGCCUCAUAGGCACAUGAGGAUGCGGGGAACUUCUGGGAGUUGCUGCCACCCGCGGAGUGGUGCAGAGCGGAACAAGCAGACGGCCUCGUAUCCCUGCAGUCUCCUUCACUUCCAAACGCGCAGGGAUGACCUAAAGCACCAGGCGCAAGAGAAAGCACUUCCAUAACCCCAAACUCCCAACUCCCGGGUAUGGAGGGGAGGGCCAGGCUCAGGACCAACCCCGCCACCCCGCCAGGGGCAGCCGCGGUCGGGCUGCAGCGACGGAAGCGGCCGCCUCCUCCCGACACCGCCUCCCCAUUCCCACCACCCCACGGCGCCGCGCACGCGCGUGGCGGGGAUCUUUUCCCCCUUCACCCUUUCCUCCCACCCCCUGAACCCUUUCCUCCCACCCCCUGCCUGCUUUUCCCUGCCUGCUUUUCCCUGCGUGUCUUCCCCUCCCCGCUCCCGUCCGCGGCUCCUCCCUGCAGCACCUUCAGCCAAGAGGAGGGCGGGGACGCGCACACGGCACAGCUGCCCAGCGGCUCCAUCCCGAUUCCAGCAUCAGCAGGCUCGGCGCUUUCCUCCUCUUCUUUUCCUCCUCUUCCUUUCCUUCUCUUCCUUUCUUUCCUCCUCUUCCCUUUUUCCUCCCCCUCCGCCAUGGAGCUUCCCGAGAGCCAGUGCAAGAAAGUCAAGCUGAGCAACAGGGUGCCGAGCUGGGGAAUGCAGAGGGCAACCAAUGUUACCUACCAAGCUCAUCAUGUCAGCAGGAAUAAGAGAGGCCAAGUGGUAGGAACAAGAAGUGGCUUCCGUGGAUGCACAGUCUGGUUAACAGGUCUGUCUGGUGCUGGGAAGACCACUGUGAGCAUGGCACUGGAGGAGUAUUUAGUAUGCCAUGGCAUUCCAUGCUACACAUUGGAUGGUGACAAUAUUCGUCAAGGCCUUAAUAAGAAUCUGGGUUUCACACCAGAGGACAGAGAAGAAAAUGUCCGUCGUAUUGCUGAGGUUGCAAAACUGUUUGCAGAUGCUGGUUUGGUGUGCAUUACUAGUUUCAUCUCUCCUUAUGCUCAGGAUCGUAAUAACGCCAGACGAAUUCACGAAGGGGCAAGUUUGCCUUUUUUUGAGGUAUUUGUGGAUGCUCCAUUGCAUGUCUGUGAGCAGAGAGAUGUCAAAGGACUCUAUAAGAAAGCCAGGGCUGGAGAAAUAAAAGGUUUUACUGGAAUUGACUCUGAGUAUGAAAAACCAGAAGCCCCAGAGCUUGUGCUGAAAACUGAUUCCUGUGAUGUGAAUGACUGUAUACAACAAGUUGUGGAACUUCUUCAGGAGAGGGACAUCGUACCAGUAGAUGCCUCUUAUGAGGUGAAAGAGCUUUAUGUGCCGGAAAAUAAGCUACAGUUGGCCAAAACUGAUGCUGAGUCUCUGUUAACCUUGGAAAUAAAUAAGGUGGAUAUGCAGUGGGUGCAAGUGCUAGCAGAAGGAUGGGCAACACCCCUGAAUGGCUUCAUGAGAGAGAGAGAAUACCUGCAGUGCCUUCACUUUGACUGUCUCCUUGAUGGGGGAGUUAUUAAUCUCUCAGUGCCUAUAGUGCUAACAGCUACUCAAGAAGACAAAGAAAGGUUGGAUGGGUGUACAGCCAUUGCUCUGGUGUAUGAAGGCUCCCGUGUGGCCAUUCUCCGUAAUCCCGAAUUCUAUGAGCACAGGAAAGAGGAACGCUGUGCCAGGCAAUGGGGAACAACGUGCAAGGAACAUCCCUAUAUCAAGAUGGUUAUGGAGCAAGGAAACUGGCUUGUAGGUGGAGAUCUACAGGUCCUUGAUCGUAUUUAUUGGAAUGAUGGACUUGAUCAAUACCGUCUCACUCCAGCUGAGCUAAGGCAGAAAUUCAAGGAUAUGAAUGCUGAUGCUGUCUUUGCCUUCCAGUUACGUAACCCAGUGCACAAUGGACAUGCUCUUUUAAUGCAGGAUACUCACAAGCAGCUUUUGGAGCGUGGGUACAGGCGCCCAGUUUUACUCCUGCACCCACUGGGAGGUUGGACAAAAGAGGAUGAUGUUCCCCUCAUGUGGCGCAUGAAGCAACACGCUGCAGUGCUGGAGGAGGGGAUCUUGAACCCAGAAACAACAGUGGUGGCUAUAUUCCCUUCCCCCAUGAUGUAUGCUGGGCCAACUGAGGUUCAGUGGCACUGUAGGUCACGGAUGGUUGCAGGAGCUAACUUCUACAUUGUAGGGAGAGAUCCAGCAGGGAUGCCACACCCUGACACUGGGAAAGAUCUGUAUGAACCAACCCAUGGUGCCAAAGUGUUGACAAUGGCCCCAGGCCUCCGUGCACUGGAAAUUGUGCCCUUCAGAGUUGCAGCUUAUAAUAAGAAAAAGAAGUGCAUGGAUUAUUAUGACUCUGAUCACCAUGAAGACUUUGACUUUAUAUCGGGGACCCGCAUGCGCAAGUUGGCUCGGGAAGGACAAAACCCACCAGAAGGCUUCAUGGCUCCUAAAGCUUGGACUGUGUUGACAGAAUACUACAAAUCCUUGGAGAAGGCUUAGGCCUCUUAUUAACUGCAGAUCAACCUUUGACGCCUGAUUUAUUUACGAGAAGGGGACCACACAGUCACCAUUCAUGUUGCUUUGUUGUGGUGUCUGUCAGGAAGUUCUUCUCUGAAAACAGACCCUUUCUCCCUAACUUAGCAUCAUUCUUUGUCUGUCCUUAUGGGUUCAAUUAUGUCCUGGCACCUAACUAGCUGCUGGUUUUAAUGUCUUCUCUUUUAUUACAGUUAAUGUUCUUGCAGUAGGAUUUUUAACUCUUGUCUUUUUUUAUAUUCUACUGCCUCUGUCCUAUGAAUUCUGCUAAAUAGAUGCAGCUUUUUUCAUAUGUUAUUUAAACUUCUGGGUAGUAUUUGGUUUUAGUAGGUUGUAGGAGAUAAUAUGUUGGUUAGACCCUUAAAUACGGUUGAUGAGCUGUAAAUCAAAAAAGUAAAUAAGUUUUAAAACAUCUGUAAAA
Calypte anna (Anna's hummingbird) is the source of this 2984-nucleotide messenger RNA. RefSeq names its product 3'-phosphoadenosine 5'-phosphosulfate synthase 1 (gene PAPSS1). The transcript is spliced from 12 exons. Bases 209 to 2530 code for a protein of 773 amino acids. The record is from RefSeq and is a predicted model, not a curated record. Lineage: Eukaryota; Metazoa; Chordata; Aves; Apodiformes; Trochilidae. Gene Ontology annotation, molecular function: sulfate adenylyltransferase (ATP) activity; adenylylsulfate kinase activity; ATP binding. Gene Ontology annotation, biological process: 3'-phosphoadenosine 5'-phosphosulfate biosynthetic process; sulfate assimilation.